Messenger RNA from Hyaloscypha bicolor E, 990 nucleotides. RefSeq lists its product as uncharacterized. The record is from RefSeq and is a predicted model, not a curated record. Gene Ontology annotation, biological process: carbohydrate transport; transmembrane transport. Gene Ontology annotation, cellular component: membrane. NCBI's taxonomy places the organism in Eukaryota, Fungi, Ascomycota, Leotiomycetes, Helotiales, Hyaloscyphaceae. The coding region runs from base 257 to 529 and encodes 90 amino acids. The transcript has a single exon. Gene Ontology annotation, molecular function: carbohydrate:proton symporter activity.
CUGGAGACAAUAUUUUUCCCUUCAAAGCCAAAGAUUUCUAUUUUCAUUUUCAGCCAGUUAUAUCUUCAAUAUUUCCAGGAUGCAUAAAUCAUGGCUCCAUCCACCAAAAUACGUCCAACAAGCAACACUGAUCUCCUUCGGCGGUGCUUUGUUCGGGUACCUCCACUCCCCACCCCCUCGUCACCUCCCACCUUCACUCCAACCCCUUCUAAUUCUUCCCAGACUCGACACAGGGACAAUCGGGCCCCUAACAACAAUGCCCCAGUUCGCAACCACGUUCGGCUCGCUCUCCUCUACGGUGCACGGACUCGUCGUCUCCACGAUCCUCAUCCCAGCGGCCCUGUCCUCUUUCUUUGGCGGGCAUCUUGCAAACAAAGUGGGAAGAUUGAGGGGAAUCGCUCUCGGAGCGGCGGUGUUUGGCAUUGGCGCUGCAGCGGAAGCGAGUUCUGUGAAAUUGGGGAUGCUGAUUGCUGGGCGGGCUGUGAAGGGGAUUGGUGAAGGUCUAUUCUUGUCGACUUGUGUCGUGUAAGUCUACGUCCCCUUUCACCCAUCUCGAAAUUAAGUUGAUGUUGAUGUUUGAUGUCUGGUAGAUACAUCACGGAAAUCUCGCCCCCAAGAUCACGAGGGACACUUGCCUCAAUCCCCCAACUCCUAACCACGAUCGGCGUCUGCUCUGCUACUUCACCUGCUAUGGCAGCGUCUCCAUAGCCUCUUCCGCAUCCUGGCGCAUCCCAUUCGCGCUCCAAGCCCUACUCGCCUUUCUCUUCACGCUCUCCACCCUCUUCUUCCUCGUCGAAUCACCCAGAUGGCUCGCAGCUUGCGGACGACACGGUGAAGCCAUGAAGAUGUGGGAGGAGCUCGGGAUCGAUGCCGCGGAACGAGAGAAGAUUGAAGAGCGAGAAGCGGGCGAGUUGCCUGAGCAAGUAAAGGUUGCGGAUCUGUUUGCUGUUUUCGGGAAGGAGAAUUGGAGGAGGACGGCGUUGGGGGUUU